CACCCCUGUAGAUAGUCCACGUGAUGAGCAUUGAUGCCAUGGAGGAGAUAGCUAAGGCUCAAAAGUUAGGGCAAAAGAUUAUCGGAGAACCUGUAACCUCUGGAUUGGUGCUUGAUGAUUCUAAACUUUGGGAUCCUGAUUUCACCACUGCAGCUAAGUAUGUCAUGAGGCCUCCAAUAAGAAAACUGGGACAUGGUAAAGCCCUUAAAGCUGCCCUUUCAACAGGAGUUUUGCAGCUUGUAGGAACUGAUCAUUGCACUUUCAAUUCUACUCAAAAAGCUUUUGGUAUUGAUGAUUUUCGAAAGAUUCCCAAUGGGGUAAAUGGUAUAGAAGAGAGGAUGCAUGUUGUUUGGGAAUUGAUGGUGGAGUCGGGCCAGAUAUCUGUUACAGACUAUGUGCAGAUAACAAGUUCUGGAUGUGCAAGGAUCUUUAAUAUAUAUCCUAGAAAGGGCGCUGUACUAGCUGGAUCUGAUGCCGAUAUUAUAAUACUAAAUCCAAACUCAAGCGUCGAAAUAUCUGCCAAGUCUCACCAUUCGAGAACGGAUACUAAUGUUUAUGAAGGAUUGAAACUAAAGGGGAAAGUUGAAGUUACAAUUGCUGGAGGAAGAGUUGUAUGGGAAAAUGAUGAACUCAAAGUUAUUCCUGGCUCUGGGAGGUACAUAAAAAUGUCUCCUUUCAAUUAUCUAUUCAGUGGUAUUAGUAAGGCUGAUGCUGCAUACUUGUCUUCCCUGAAAGCUCCUGUUCGACGCUUCAGAGAUCAAUCUUGAUUUUUAAAUCUCAAUUUAUUAACCACUAAACUGUAUAUACCAUUUCCAAUAGCAUUGAGUUGAAGCACAAAUAAAUAUCUCAAGGAUCGUAUCUGAAACAUUUCAAAUGUAGUUAAAUCCAAGCCCGGUUACAUAAAUACUCUCUAAACUGUAUAUACUACGGCCUGCAGUAUCAAGUAUAAGUCAUUAUUAUUUGUAACUCUUAGAUAAUAUUGUAGAUUGUCAUUUUACAAAUGAAAAAGGCACUGUUAUUUGUGAAUAAUACUGCGGCCACAUGUUUUAUUUGCAUGGAGUAUGAACUGGUUCACAUGAA
This is a messenger RNA of Papaver somniferum (opium poppy), 1080 nucleotides long. Its product is annotated as dihydropyrimidinase-like. Gene Ontology annotation, biological process: pyrimidine nucleobase catabolic process. Gene Ontology annotation, molecular function: dihydropyrimidinase activity. The transcript is spliced from 8 exons. Lineage: Eukaryota; Viridiplantae; Streptophyta; Magnoliopsida; Ranunculales; Papaveraceae. The coding region runs from base 24 to 767 and encodes 247 amino acids. Gene Ontology annotation, cellular component: cytosol. The record is from RefSeq and is a predicted model, not a curated record.